UGAUUUGGCAGGAUGAUGGUCUACUUCAUACUACAUGUGGAACGCCAAACUAUGUCGCUCCCGAGGUCCUCAAUGAUCGUGGCUAUGACGGGGCAACUGCAGACUUGUGGUCUUGUGGAGUCAUACUCUUUGUAUUGCUUGCAGAUUUCAGCGGCUGAAUUUACUUGCCCCCAUUGGCUGUCUUUUGGUGCCAUGAAAUUGAUAACUCGAAUCUUGGAUCCCAACCCUAUGACUCGCAUCACUAUUCCUGAAAUUUUGGAAGAUGAAUGGUUUAAACGAGAUUAUAAGCCACCUGUGUUUGAGGAAAAAGAAGAUACAAAUUUGGAUGAUGUCGAAGCUGUUUUUAGGGAUUCAGAGGAACAUCAUGUGAUGGAGAAGAAGGAAGAACAGCCAGUAGCCAUGAAUGCAUUUGAGUUGAUUUCUAUGUCAAAGGGACUCAACCUUGGGAAUUUGUUUGAUGUAGAGCAGGGAUUUAAGAGGGAAACAAGGUUCACAUCAAAAUGUCCUGCUAAUGAGAUAAUCAGCAAGAUCGAAGAAGCUGCAAAACCUCUUGGUUUUGAUGUUCACAAGAAAAACUACAAGAUGAGGCUUCAAAAUGUGAAAGCUGGGAGAAAAGGAAACCUUAAUGUUGCUACUGAGGUGUUUCAAGUGGCACCAUCUCUUCAUAUGGUUGAGGUGCGAAAAGCAAAAGGUGACACUUUGGAAUUCCACAAGUUCUAUAAGAAUCUUUCAACAUGCCUCGAGGACGUGGUUUGGAAAACUGAGGAGGACAUGCAGGAAAUGAAGUAAAGCAUUGCUCAUCUUGAAGUGGGGAUGAUGAUGUCAACUUUUUCCCAGAGUACCUUGUUUAUUCUUUUGUUUUUCCUUCACUUUCUAGGAAACAUUUUUCUACGUUCCCUAUUGAGUUAGAGACGGUCAUGGCUUUCCACCAAUUGUUUGUGUGUUGUUUGUUAGAAAAAUGUAGAUAGUUCCCUCUCCUCCCACUGAUGUGCAGUUGGUAUGAUUUGUACCCUCCAACAGUCUCUGAUCUCAACUCAAUCAGUUAUAGGAUCAACAAAGGAUUCCUAGCUGUUUCUUUUUCUUUCUUGUUCCAUAUCUGUUGUCUUUCCAUGGGAACCAUGUCUCAUUAUAAAAAAAAGUUGUAUUAAGUUACCUUCCGAUUGUUUCUCAAUGGAGUUCUUCUAAAUUCAAGUGUAUUUUAUUUUAUU
Messenger RNA from Camellia sinensis, 1208 nucleotides. NCBI's taxonomy places the organism in Eukaryota, Viridiplantae, Streptophyta, Magnoliopsida, Ericales, Theaceae. The record is from RefSeq and is a predicted model, not a curated record.